Molecule: messenger RNA, 540 nt
Organism: Punica granatum (pomegranate)
Lineage: Eukaryota; Viridiplantae; Streptophyta; Magnoliopsida; Myrtales; Lythraceae
Source: RefSeq, a predicted model, not a curated record
AUGAGUUCGCCCAGACCAGGUGCCGACUAUCAAGUGUUUCUGAGUUUCAGGGGACCGGAUACCCGAUUUUGCCUCUACCAUUUCAUGGUGGACGCGGGGAUUCGCGUCUUCAGAGAUAAUGAAGAGAUUCGGCCUGGUGAAAAGAUCCAAGAGAUACUGAGAGCCAUCAACAACUCAAUAGUCUGCAUACCUAUCUUCUCUAAAGACUAUGCUUCCAGCAAAUGGUGCCUACGUGAACUGGCAGAAAUGGUGGAGAAGAAGAAGAAGAUCAUGCCCAUAUUCUAUGAUGUGACCCCCGACGAUGUCAAGCUCAAAACAUGUCUAUAUCGUGACGCCCUGACCAGACACUGGAAAGAAAAGGAGAAGGAGCAAUGGGAAAAGGCACUUAAGGAGGUUGUCGAAACCAGUUGUUCGGAAUCAUCAACAAACAAAGAGGAGAAGGCACUUGUGGAGGUGGUUCAGAUAAAGGGAUGGGAAAUGAAAGAUAACGGUUCCCAAGUUAUACUCGGGAGUGAUAGUGAUAUCAUGAAGGUUUUGUAA